This is a messenger RNA of Nematostella vectensis (starlet sea anemone), 8177 nucleotides long. Its product is annotated as endothelin-converting enzyme homolog. Gene Ontology annotation, biological process: protein processing. Gene Ontology annotation, cellular component: plasma membrane. The coding region runs from base 4299 to 6590 and encodes 763 amino acids. The transcript has 19 exons. Lineage: Eukaryota; Metazoa; Cnidaria; Anthozoa; Actiniaria; Edwardsiidae. The record is from RefSeq and is a predicted model, not a curated record. Gene Ontology annotation, molecular function: metalloendopeptidase activity.
GCCUAUGAUGUACUUACCCUGGUCCCAGAGCCUCGAGCGUCUCUCUAUUCAGUGGCCAGCGAGGUUGACUAAAUAGAGAGACGCACGAGGCUCUGGAACCAGGGUAUGAUGUACUUGACUUCGAAUUGGCCCCUCUCCACCCCCCUUAAGGCCUCUCGCUGGUUAUUGUUUUCAAAAAUUCGUUCAAAUUGAAUCCCGUUUAGUAGCUUCUUCAAAACGUGCGAUCGAUCUGAUCUUUGGGAACCUAAUCACCAAUGCUUCUAGUUUGCAAAUUUUGAAAUAGAAAUAAGUUAUUAAAAAUCGGCGAGGCGCGACGCACGUGCAAAUGAAAUUGCAGUUUUGGGGGUUUGGUACGAAAUACUGUACUUUGGUAUAAAAUACUGUUGUUGCAAAUCACUCUAUUUUGCGUAUAUGAGGCCUACUUGCUGUUUUAUACGACAAGCGGACAAUCAAUCAAUCAAUCAUUUAUUUUUGCACUAUUUGAAGUUGAGUUAAUGCUUUACAAAGUGGACUUGGCAGAUUAGAAAAUAUUAGUAUAAUGAAAUUUUGUAAUGAGAUUAGUGUGCGUAGUGACCGAAGGAGCGAAGAGCUUUCGAGUUGGUCACUACCACAGUUAUUAGUACCAUGAGAAUUCGGGAAAGUUCAUUUUACAGUAUUUUUAUAAUUAUCUGUUUUUGUAUAUUUUUCUAUACAUGUGUCGCUACACUAUUAAAAUAACUAGGACAACCGAACCGAUUCUCUGAAAAUAUGGAAGAGUAAGUUAGUAGUGUAAGAUUGACACUCGAUUUUUUUCGAUAUUUGGUCAAUUUUAGAUUUGAAUUUCCCGACUACGAGGCAAUUUUCCAGCUUCCAAGUUUCUCUACUACUUUACUGGUGCGGUUGCCGCUCUAAAUAAGCGCCCAGUGCGUUAAAAUACUCUAUGUCUACCCAUAAAAUACAAGCUAUAUCUUGAUCUUACUGAUAGCACGUAGUAUUCACACUACAUAAAUUACGAACAGUGCUAUCAGACCAAAAUGUCAAGGUUAAAGUGAUUGGUACUCAGCGGUGCAGUGGCGGGGUGAAACAACCCACUCCCCCUCCCUCCACCGACUGAAUCGCACUGUAACAAUUGUUUAGUCGGCAAAUUUAUUCCCAAUGUUAUUGCGAUGAGACAGUGAAUGCAUUUUCAAAUAGAAAAUUGUUGUACCCCGCUUAUCAGGGGAUCGUUCCCUCUAUUAUGAAAUGUCAGGUAAAGCAGCCUUAGAUUUAGUGUGACAUUGGCCUUAAAGAGCCAGUCAUGACGCCAUUUGACCAUUUCGUUCAAUACCGACUGACUCAAAGAAUCCGUUUCCUGCGGCUAAUUCAAGCAAGAAACUGAGAAACUUUCAAUCAAAUAUCAUUAUAAAGUAUCAGUCUUCAUUCGUGGAUGGGUAUUUUGAAGUCUGCUCGCAUGUAAACCGCUGUAUUUUCAAUUGUAAACAAUACCAAGCUAGUGGUUGAUCAAACGGCGGUUAGAGUUCCACUUUUUCUAGCUCUCGCAGGGCUGCUAUCCAACGGUAUUAAAGAGUAUUUGACGAGGCUCCUAACGAAACCUAAACGAUGGAUCUUAGCAUCUGAGAUGCAGACUAUACGAGCUGUUUCAUUGUUGCUAUGACAACUGUGCUUGGUACUUAUAAUAAAGCUUCAAUCUACGGCAACCUCAAAGAACCUCUGUCUGCCGUCUUAACAAGUGCGAGAAGCAUCCAUUUCCAUCAGGUGGUUUUUGGGGAAACUAUUGCAAUGUUUUCAAUUGAAUUCGGUAAAUAAAGCAUAAUACUUUACUUUCAGGUGGUCACUUUGAGGUUUCGUAUCAUAAUUUGUCUCCCAAUGUGUUGGUUAAAAACAAUCACAAAGGCGUGGUUACCAGGUUAUUUUUAACUAAAAGCAAAAAGGAGAUAAUAAGGCAGACAAACCUUGAUAAGACAAGUAUAUAGAGAUCUCUAUAUUGCAUCCAUAUCUCAUAAGGAAAAUCCCACUUUACGCUUCUCGUGUAUGAUUUAUUGUGACAUGGUAUUUCGCGUGUAUGUAUAAUACGGAGGUUUUACUCGAUUCCUAUAAGAAAGAUGUUUUUAUACUAGUGAUGGCUGUCCUGAUAGUAAAUUUCAACAUUGAAAUGCAAAAUAACGGUCUUUGUAUUUAAUAGAGACGGACUAAUUUUAUAUAUUUAGUUUUUAUACUAUGUAACCCACAAAAUAUUGUCUUCUAAUGAAUUUCUCAUGUCAUCAAAGUUUACCUGUAAAGGCGGUGUAACCCAAAUCGUAUAUAAUCAAGCCUUCAUAUCAAUUUUAAACCUGCCUUGUUUUACAUUACUUUUGAUGUAUAUAUUUUAACGCGUUCUUAACUUAGUGAGAGCUUCUAUCUGAAAUAUAAAGAAGAAUAAAAAAAGAGAAACAAAGAGAAUUUAACUAAAUCUUAUAUGUAUCUGCAUCUGCUUUAAGUAUAUAAAUCUCAACGUGAGGAUUUUGCUUCUAUUAUACAUUUCUGAAGUUUUACAGAGAUUUUGCUGGUUUAGCUUAUAAUGAUAUCACGAAAGUAAACCAGUCGACAGCUUUUAGAAUACGAUUUUGAUCGGUCAAGGAGGCUUGUAGAGAAGUCAAUCAAUAAGGCAUCCUAGCAGUGAGAGAAAGCCGAGUACUAAUCGUACGUUUGUUUUAUUAGCAAUAGGCAAUUAAGAAGAUUAAAGUAGAAUUACAGUACAGAUAUAUUUGCAUUUUUUUUGCAGGUUGAACAGUUUCUCUCUUUAUCUAAGACUUGACCAAUACUUUGUUCAACCUAUAGUAUAGAGAUUAAAAAAUGUGUAACGAAAAGCCGAAAGGAUAUAAACAAACUGUCUCAAUGUUUUUUGAACAACGAUAUUUGGUGUACUUUAUGGUCAUUUCACGUCGCUCCUUGAAAAAGGUAUUGAUUGAAUGCGCAGUUAUAUCACAAAUUACAGGUGUGCCGAAUUCGAAACUCUAAUCUGAAAAGUAUUAAAAAUGUAUGUUUCAUCUGCGGGGAUGUUCCGAAAUCUUUUUAAAAUGGUAAUAGGAUUGCAGGAAAUCAAUUAGUAGCUUUGUUUGUCAGGGAAAAAAAGUACAGUAUAGUAAUCUAUGGUUAACCACUUUCUGUGGGUCUUGAUAUCAAACUUGGCAUUAGAAAAAGAGCAAAAUUAUCUUUUCUCUUUCAUUGCAUUUUCAUCUAUCUCUAUCUCUCCUUGUAAUUUUUUUGAAACUCAUAUAUUAUGGAUAAGGAUAGCAUUAGUUUCGUUAUAAGCACAUGUCCAUUACCAUUAUUUUUCUAACAUUUUCCAUAUUUUACAUUCUGGUUUGAUGCUGAAAACCUCUCAUUCACACCAUCUGCAUUCUUUCAUUUUCUAAAUAACACAUCGUCUCACUCACAAAUAAUAUAACACAUCGUGUCACACUCAUUAUUUUUAUUGCGAUUUUCUUGGUUUAAAAUUAAAGAGAGAAUGAUUGUUUAUCAUUGUUUUUGUCAUGUUAUGCUGUUUGUUAUCUUGGAAAACGCAAGAUAGAAUUCUUUGCGGUAUUUUUGGCAUGGCUCUGUGAGGGCUGGUCGUGUCUGUGUGUUUCAUGGCCGAGCUGUUGCGUGGCGCCAGUUGUGGUCCCUCCCGAUUUUUUUUAAUAAUACAGUUUAUUACCCCUCUGUGCUGCAGCUGUUUAUUUGACAGGGGUAUUAUUUACUAAGCAGCACCUAGGAAUUAUUCAUGCGUGGAAAUACUGCGAAUCUAUACUCUCACAUCCAUCCAAGUCAGUCUGCAAAAAGGCAAGCCAUAAAAAUAAUCACCAAAUUGCAACCUUCAAUGGCCAGUGCAAAUGAAGUUGACUUGUUGCGGAAAGUGAAUUUGUUUGCUAAGUUUUCCAAUUAAAGUAGAUUUAAAUAUUAAUAUAAAGUCACGAGUUUUGAUAUUGGCCCUUGGACAUCGUGUGGGUAACCACUAGAACGAGUGGUGUCGCACAAGGAGCUUGUUGCGCCGGUGAAAGUCACACAGAAAGAAAGGAAGGUCUCGGUCGUUUCCUUCCCCACUCGGAACAGGUCAGAUCGCCCUCACACGAAAUCCGUGAUUUUGCAUACAUACGUUCAGUGUACACACAAACGGUUGACCUGCUGAUCUUACGCUGUUUGCAUUCUUGGAGAGCAGAUACAUUGGACUAGGAGCACAUCAACUGCUUAAAGCUACAAGAGAACCGACAUCCUAAAUGCAAACGGUGAUUUGGUGUGUGACUUGUGCUUGGUAACAUUAUCUCACUGGUGACCGAGCUACAAGUUGAUCGUUUAACCUUAUGGCCGACUUAAAUAAGUACGUGUUAACAAACCAGGAGGAAAACUCCAACACAGUGGCCACCCAUCCAGACGACCACUUGGUCCAAGGGAAAACCAAACAGGCCUUUUUCACACCUCGUCAAAAGACCAUAGCCAUCGUUAUAGCAUGUAUUCUAGUAUUUAUUAUUCUCCUGCUUGUUAUCGGGAUGAUAGUGCAGGGUAUCCAGGCCACUCAGCUUCGCAAGGCUUUGAAGAAAUCGAAAGAAAGCGACAUUUGUUUGACUAUAGACUGCAUCGACACAGCUUCAGAACUUAUGAGCUCAGUGGAUCCGACAGUGGAUCCCUGCGAGAACUUCUACGAGUACGCCUGCGGUAAAUGGCCAGCGAAAAACCCGAUACCCAUAGACGAGACGUACUGGAACCAAUUGAAGGUGUUGAGAGACAGGAACGAGAAGAUCAUCCGCAAGUUGAUCACUUUUAAAGAAACAAGGGCAAUAUUCUCCAAGAUCGAUGCAUUAAGAAAAGUGUUCACGUUUUAUGACUCAUGUAUGGACGAAGAGCAAAUUGAAAAGCUGAAAGGUCAACCGCUGCUGGACUUGCUCGAGAAACUUGGGUCAUGCCCUGGGGUACGCCCUGACUGGAACGGAUCUGCUUGGACAGUGACUGACACAUUGAUCAAAAUGCAUGAGCUAACACAAACAAGCGCAUUCUUCUCCUUUGUAUUUGUACCUUCUGAUCAAGCAAAUGGCACGAUAUCUGAAACAUGGCUUUUUACAGCAGAGAUACCUUUAAGGAGUGAGAGGUAUAACUCAUCCUCAGAAGAGAAUAUCAAGAUUAAAAAAGGCUACAAGAAAUACAUGAAGGACGUGUUGGUGUUACUUGGAAAUAAUGAAUCCCGGGCAGAAGAAGUUUCCGAAAGUAUAUUCCGAGUUGAAUUUGCGCUAGCGCAGCUUAUGCUAACUGCAAGGAACGAAAGCAGCACAGAAAGACAAUUAGUUUCGUUAAAAGACCUGACGCAUGGUAAUACGUCGGAGAUCAACUGGCUCAGGUUUUUUACAAGUGUUUUCAAAGCCUCUACGAUAACACCUACCAUGGAUUUCAAAGUUAGGGUUGGAUUUCGCAAAUAUUUUGAAGAUUUGCCAGAAUACAUUAGAAAUACACCGAAAAGUGAUUUAGCCAACUAUAUGAUGUGGCAAAUCAUGCGGGGACACUUGAUUCUCUUAUCAAAUCCAUUUAUCGAGGCAAGGGAGGGCUUCAACAGGUUGUUUGGCUCAACCACAAAAACUUUACGAUGGGAGAAAUGCGUUAUGGAGACCAAGAUCUUUUUGAACUACGCUACAAGUCGCCUCUUCGUCGAGGCGGCGUUCAAAAAUGGAAGCAAGACAGAGGCAUUUGAGAUGGUUCAAGAUAUCAAAAAAGUUUUUAUAGAAGAUUUUGAAACUGUUGAUUGGAUGGAUGAAGAGACUAAAGCAGCUGCGAAGAGAAAGGCCACAGCCUUAACUGAAAACAUUGCCUAUCCUGAUUGGAUACUUGAUGAUGAAAAGCUAACGGGCUACUACCAACAGAUGUCGAUUGGAAAUGAGUCUUACUUUAAUAACGUCAUCUCAGUAGGGUGCUUUAGUAAUGAACAACGAGUCCAAGAUUAUAAUCAGCCUUUGGAUAAAAACGUGUGGUAUAUGUCACCCAUGGCCGUGAAUGCGCAAUACCUUUCCCUCCAAAACUCGAUGGCUUUACCUGCCGGUAUUCUUCAGCCUCCAUUCUUUAAGAAGAACUACCCAAUGUCGGUCAACUUCGGUGGCAUUGGUACAAUCAUUGGACACGAAAUGACUCACGGCUUCGACGACUCAGGACGAAUGUAUAACCAAGAUGGUAAUAAGGUCAAAUGGUGGACAAAUUCUUCUAUAGAGGCGUUCAGCAAAAGAGCAAAGUGCUUCGAAGAUGUAUAUUCCAACUACACAUACAGAGGAAUUAAAAUUAAUGGUGCCAGGGUGUUAAGUGAAGCCAUUGCUGACAACGCUGGUACUAAGCUUGCAUAUCUGGCGUAUAAAGUUUGGGUAGAUGACCACCACGAGGAGAAGCUACUUCCUGGGAUCAAGCUCAAACACGAUCAGAUCUUCUUUCUCUCCUACGCCCAUAUAUUCUGCGGCUCAUAUUCCAAGAAUGCAGCAGAAGAUAUAGUGAGGAUGAGUGUUCACCCACUUCAUCCAAUAAGGAUAAAUGGAGUCGUAUCAAACUCUGAAGAAUUUGCUAAAGCGUUCAGUUGUCCUCGAGGUUCACCAAUGAACCCAGAACACAAGUGCGAGAUGUGGUAAUUAGACGAAUUACCACGCUUAUGCAAGCAGCCGCUGCAGAAAAGUUACAUGCUCUCCAAGCAGUGAUGGCGAAUGUUACGAUAAAUGGGUCGUUAUUUUUUCUUCGUCCUCAUUCCCGUUCUGCUUUCUAGCUUUAUGACUUGUUAACGAGUGAGGGUCGUGCCUUUUGAGAUCGCAAGACCCUCUCAUUUAUGAGAAGGAGAUGCUGUGAAACCCCUUUAUUGAGGACACAGUAUGUGCCCUUUAAACUGUCCAUAUUAACGACGGCCUUAUUAAGAGGGUCAUUUACAGCAUGACGGAAAAACCUGAAAUAUUUGCAAUUCCAGAUAGAGAGAGAAGACACAAUUUCUUCAGUGGCUAUAGGUUCCUUGUAUUGCGGACUGAUUUUUAAAACAAAAAUAACGUGAAACCGAAUUGCACAGAUUUUGGAUUUUUAAGAUAAUUUUUUCCUUGAUCAUCAUUGCCCUGUGUGUCAGCUCAGAGACGAAAAGCUCAAUGACACUUUACAAAAAGUCGCAUCAAUUUAAAAAGUCGCACUUGAUAUUUUGUUUGCUAUAAGUAACUAAGUACUCAGAGAAAUUCUCCGCCUUAUUCGAUGUGAAAUAGGCUUAUUUGAAGCUUCACGUCAUGUUUUUCCGUCAUGUCGUUAUUUACCGAAAUACGCGAGGCUCAUAUACAUUGGGAUCAUUGGUGUCCUAAUCAAGCUGGUGUCCUUAGUGUGGCGUUCCACAGGAAAGUUAUAUCGUCCUAUGUAACUAUGUAAUGCAGAAGAUAUUUUACUGGCGAACAGUGAAAAUGGCAAAUGUUGGAUACACCAUUGUCAUGUAUAAGUAAGAAGAAAAAACAACCUGAAAAUAAAAAAUUCAAUUUUAAAUUUUAAUUGUGUUCUUGCCUCAUCAUGUUUUUGGUAAACAUUACACUCGACACCAAGAGUCGUUCUUUAGCACUGUAAUAUUGGUGUUCAAGUACUUUUCGGGCGUUAAAAUGCUAACAAUUGCCAUGUACCGUUUGCCCUGAUAUCGUUGUUUAUUAGGAGUUUAUAUCCAUGCACGAUCGCCGAUAGUUAGGUUAUUAAAUUUGUAGAAGCAAACAGGCAACCUUUCUACUAUUGGAAUAUAUGAUCGCUCAAAAGAGCACGAAAAAAAUGUGGAAAAGAGCUAUUAGAAUUUUAGAAUAUUUGUUUUAAUUUUGCCUGCACACGUAUAUCAUAUAAUAGGCAUUACUAUAUCAUAUAAUUAAGAACUACGCUGCCACCCCGAAUUACUUUAAUAAAUGGUCGAAUUGACAAGAGGAAUCAUUUCGAAUGUUUAUUUUGUAUUUUUAUGCCUAGCCCUUGCUUUCAUGUAACGGCAAGUUCCUAGAAUUCUAAAUAAACAACAUCUAUUAGCCGAUAGCAGACAUCAUUUUGUACGUUCUCACCGAGUCGCUUUUGAAUGAGAAUUCCCAUUCAUAAAUUGACCCUCAGGGUGGUCGCAUAGUUUUUAAUGCGGUUGUAACAUUGUAAAGUCUUAGAGAGGUGCUAUACAUGCCCAAGAUUAUUAUACUUAUUUGUACCUUUAUGUGAAAAUAAAUAUGUUAUUGUAUCCA